AUGCCAGUCGCCAGUCGCUUGUUCAUUGCCAUGGCAUGUGCUGCUCUCUCGGUCCUCGUGCUUCUUUGUUGCCUUUCAGUCGUGCUGGCCAGCGAGGAGGCGCCGCAUGUCUUUAAGAAGGGAAACAUCAACUUUAUACUGGAAUCGCUUGAGACGACCUGCGACCACGACUAUGUGGAGUACUUUCGCAAGGUGCCCGAAGCGGGGCUGCUCUACACCUUCCGUGUGGUGCGCCCUGCCAAUGCCUUCUCCAUUGACAUCACCGUCAAAGUGCUCAAAACGCAGCGAGUGCUGUACCGCACGGCCAACAUCAAUGGCUGUGAAUUCCUUCGAAAUCCGCUAAUGAGCAAAGUUUUUGGCACCGUUUACAAGCAGCUGGUGGUCAAUGGCAGCUUCUUCAAGUGCCCCAUUCCACCGAAGGUGUACUUCCUGAAGAACGAGGCCACUGUGGCCAUGUUUCCCACCAUUCAUCCGCCCGGACACUUUCAGCUUUCGAUGCGUGUAAAAAUGUCCGAAAGUCGGCAGCCUUAUGUCAUGGAAAUGCUUUGGAAGUACAAAAUUGUUCGCAACAAAUAA
This is a messenger RNA of Drosophila subobscura, 576 nucleotides long. RefSeq lists its product as uncharacterized. The record is from RefSeq and is a predicted model, not a curated record. NCBI's taxonomy places the organism in Eukaryota, Metazoa, Arthropoda, Insecta, Diptera, Drosophilidae. The transcript has 2 exons. Bases 1 to 576 code for a protein of 191 amino acids.